Molecule: messenger RNA, 1047 nt
Organism: Orycteropus afer afer
Lineage: Eukaryota; Metazoa; Chordata; Mammalia; Tubulidentata; Orycteropodidae
Product: double homeobox protein A-like
Molecular function (GO): DNA binding
Source: RefSeq, a predicted model, not a curated record
AUGGUUUUGAAUCCAAGCCAGCUCCAUGUCCUGCAAGCAUCGUUUGAACAGAACCCCUACCCGGUUAUAACGACCAGAGAAGAACUGGCCCAAGAGAUUGGCAUUGAAGAGUCGAGGGUCCAGGAUUGGUUCCAGAACCACAGAAGAAGACACCUGAGGAAGAGCCCGCUGGCCUCUGGGGCUGCCUCGGCCUCAGCGGCUGGGAAGCAGCUUCCCCCUCGGUCUCCAGGAAGAGUCCCCAAAGCGGCCAGAUGCAAGCGGACAUCCAUCAGCAGAUGGCAAGCCAGUGUGCUGGUGGAGGCCUUCCAGGAGAACCGGUGGCCAGGGAUCCAGACGAGAGAGGAAUUGACUCGACAAACAGGCCUCCCUGAGUCGCGAAUCCACACCUGGUUUCAGAACCGAAGAGCUCGCCAGGCGAAGGACAGGGCACCCGGGGAUUGCGGGGCCGGCAGCUCCCCUCAGAGGCCUGAGGUGCUGGCUGGAGGAGACCAAAGCACUGGGGCUGCUGGGCUGGACUCCCAGGCCAGCCAAGUGGGAGUCAGCCAGCCUGAAGGGGUCGUGACGGCCCAGCUGCCCCUGGCCAUGCAGAGAAGAGAGGUCUCCAGCGUCCUGGUGACAGGUGUCUGUGCCCAGGUGCAGCUGGUGCAGUCUGGGGCAGAGGUGAAGAGCCCUGGGGAGUCUCUGAAGAUCUCCUGCAAGGCAUCUGGAUACAGCUUUACUAGCUACUGGAUCAGCUGGGUGCGGCAGAUGCCUGGAAAAGGCUUGGAGUGGGUGGGAAGAAUAUACCCUGAUGAUUCUGAUAUGAGCUACAGCCCGUCCUUCCAAGGCCAAGUCUCCAUCUCCACAGACAACUCCAUCAGCACUGCCUUCCUGCAGUGGAGCAGCCUGAAGGCCACGGACACAGCCCUGUAUUACUGUGCGAGGGGCACAGUGAGAGAAACCACAUCCCGAGAGGGACGGAAACCCUCAGCCAGCUGUGGCUGCAGAGCAGAGCCCUCAGGGCCGCCUCCACCCGGGACUGCCCAGCUCACCACCAGAGGGAACACU